AUGGUAAAAACAUUUGAACAAGCUAACGUGCGUGUAUGUGAAGCAUUGCUCGUGAAAAAUGAGCCCAUGAGGGUCCCACUGUCUAGAUAUGAACUGUUCUUACACGGCAAUGCACCUGGAGGCGGGGACACGCAAGACGCGGUGGGCGUACGGGCAACGGUGGUAUCUUCUGCGUCAGAAGCUGGCCUUGAGCUGAAUGGGCUGCAGGACGCGCUGGUGUCGGGCGCAGUGUUGACGGAGCUGGCGGGCGAGAGAGAGGGCAGGGUGAUCGGGUGCUCGGUCCAGCUGCUACCGACAGGCCCCUCAGUUGGGCCCAUGCAACGCGCAUGGCUGGACCUGUAG
Coniophora puteana RWD-64-598 SS2 is the source of this 342-nucleotide messenger RNA. RefSeq lists its product as uncharacterized. The record is from RefSeq and is a predicted model, not a curated record. NCBI's taxonomy places the organism in Eukaryota, Fungi, Basidiomycota, Agaricomycetes, Boletales, Coniophoraceae. Bases 1 to 342 code for a protein of 113 amino acids. The transcript has 2 exons.